Molecule: messenger RNA, 1275 nt
Organism: Stylonychia lemnae
Lineage: Eukaryota; Ciliophora; Spirotrichea; Sporadotrichida; Oxytrichidae
Source: the annotation of a GenBank genome assembly
AUGAUGUAAAGUACCUCAAACAGCUUGUAUGCCCACUAAGCUCAAUUAGGAUACGGCUACUACCAACCAAAACCAGUCCAAUGGUAGUAACCUUACUCCAACCAAUAUGGCUAGAACAAAAGGCAUGGAUAAAACCACAAAUCUAAAACUAACAGUUUUUGUCCAUCACCAUAACCAAAUGAUUUUGAAGCAGCCAUUUAUCACAAACCUAAACAACAAUUCAAUGGCUACAAUAAUCAAUCAAAUGACUUUGAUGAUGAGCAAAAUAACAGGCAUAAAUAGUUCAAGUAAACUAAAAAUAAUGGUAAGAGAAAUAACUCACGUAAGGGAGCUAUGAUCAAUGGAGGUGCAGUUGGAGAAAACUGCACUCAAAAGCAGUCAGUGUAUAUAGUUAAGCAACAAAGAAAGACAUCAAUCAUGUCCCAAAGUGGAGAGCAGUGCUUGCCAAACACCACUGCUAUAUUUUCACAACACCAGAAUGAGAAUAACUCACUCAAAUAAAACUACUAGGGUAGUAAGAAGGAGAUAGGUGUAAGACAUUCGAAUAAUAUUCUAUCAUCUGAGGAAGAAUCUUCAAAUUCUAACAAUAGUCCACUGGAUCUUAAAGAUCAUGUCCAGGAUUUAAGAAAUCUUGCUGAAAAAUUGAAAGUGUAAAACUUGUUCCCAAUCCAGUUACCCCACCAGAAAUUCUUAGAAUCUCAUUCUAUUCCAUACUCUGCCACGUGCACCCAAUAAAAUAUCCUAAAUCAUGGCAAAUAAUUCUAAGAUCUCACACCUGUUAAAACAAACGGUUUAAAUGAAAAUGGACUUUUAGUAUCACACCUUAAGUCAAUUAAAAACCAGUUAAAAUUGGACCAGUCCUCUGAGGAUAGUACAUUCCCCUCUGAUAGUGCUAAGAGUGAGAACGAAUCUAAUAAAAAUCUAAAUCAAUCUUAAAACCUAUUAUUCAAAGCCACAGAAAUUAUUAGUUCACCAAAUGCUGAUGAAAUUGUUGAGACAAAAAAUAAUUAAGUAAGCGCCUUCAAUAAUCCAGAGACAACAAUGGUUAAUCAUAAUCAAGUCAUAGCUUAAUUAUUUGGCCUGGGAUCAUUUGCAUCAAGCAGUGCCAAUGCUUUAGAGAAUGACAAUAAUUGUCAACUAAUUACUUCUAUUGUAGGAAGCGUCAACAGUUCAAGCAGCAACAACCAAAGAUGGAGCAAUUUGUAAACCAAAUAUUAUGAAAAGCCUAAAUGCUUUAUGGCUCCAAAGACUUCUGAGAUCCCUCUUCCAUUAUGA